AUGGGAAAGCUUUUAAGCCUGGGAACUCACCUGAGGUACCCAAUAACAAUAACGAAACUGCUGAAGAAGAAUGGCGAGGCGGUUCGGAAGGAAACGAGCAUUCUGCAGUACAGCUACACAUGGCAGAAGGAGGUGGGCGAUCCAUUCGGCGAGACAUGGAAGGAGGAUGUCACAACAAUCACGGACUGGGAUAGUCCUGUGGACGGAAAAAUCUCCCGAUGGAAGAUCAAGGAGGGCAUGACCAUUCAUUCGAGUAUCCCGUUCGUUGACGUCGAGGAGGACUGUCCACAUUCUGUACAGUUCCAUGGCCUUUGUGGCAUGUGCGGUAAAGAUAUGACGGAAACGUCCUGGUCCAGCUCAACCAAAGACACCGAUCGCGCGAAAAUCAAUAUGAUCCACGAUCAAACUGCGCUGAAAGUCAGCCAGGACGAAGCUUCGAAAGCCGAGGAGGAACUACAACGACGACUAUUAAAGCACCGCAAACUAUCCUUAGUGGUAGAUUUAGAUCAGACCAUCAUACAUGCCUGCAUUGAGCCGACGGUAGGGGAAUGGCAGGCCGACAAAAACUCGCCGAAUUAUGAGGCAGUCAAAGAUGUAAGGUCCUUUCAGUUACAAGACGAUGGGUCCCGGGGUGUAGCAUCUGGCUGCAACUAUUAUAUUAAAAUGCGCCCGGGAUUGAGGGGAUUUUUGGAUAAAAUCGCCGAGAUGUACGAACUGCACGUCUAUACAAUGGGGACUCGGGCGUACGCGUUAAACAUCGCCAAGAUUGUCGACCCAGAGAAACGACUAUUUGGCGAUCGGAUCAUUAGUCGAGAUGAGAACGGCAACAUUACACAAAAAAGUCUCCAAAGACUAUUUCCUGUUGACCAGAGAAUGGUGGUGAUAAUUGAUGAUCGAUCGGAUGUCUGGCCAAAGAACCGAUCAAACUUGAUCAAAGUGCACCCCUACGAUUUCUUUCUUGGGAUUGGAGAUAUCAACUCUAGUUUUCUGCCGAAAAGGGAGGAGCUGCCUAAACUUACUGAAACGCCAAAAAAGAAGCUUGCGAAAGCCAUAGAUCUAGAGCUGUCAACAGAGACAACGACGGAUGAAACAUUGGCAGGAUCCCCAGAGGCGGUCAAGAAAGACUCGGAAGGCAAUAGCGAAGUAGCUACCCCUGUAUUGGGUGCUCGUGUAGGCGCAUUGGAGCAGCUCGUACGCAUGAGCGGCGACCAAGCGUUACUGGAAGAGCAAACCGCCGAGCAGAAGAUAUUCUUGGAAAAACAGCUGACAGAUCGCCCACUACUACACAUGCAGGAGCAACUGGAGAAAGAAGAGGCAGCUGAGGAACAAGGUGCAAAAGAGGAGGUUGAUGGUGUACCUACAGAACAUCCCCAUCCGAAGCACAACCUGCUGAAGGACGACGAUGUUGAGCUUACGUACUUGGAAAAGCAUCUUGCACUAGUACACAAGAGCUUUUAUGACGAGUACGAUAGCGCGUUAAUCAAUGCUCAAGGUGGUCGAGUCGCGCAACUCAAACCUGGACAUGCGAAAAAAGUUACAAUGAAGGACCAUGCUGCAGAUCUAGCAAUUGUUCCUGAUGUUGCAAAAGUGAUGCCACGAAUAAAGUCCCGUACUUUGGAGGGCUGCGUGAUUGUCAUGUCUGGUCUGGUGCCAUUGGGAGUUGAUUUGAUGAGGUCUGAAAUCGCAUUGCAAGCCAUAAGCUUCGGGGCUAUACUCCACACGAAGGUUUCCAGUAAAGUUACACAUUUGGUCGCCUCAACAAGCCGUACUCGUACGACAAAAGUAAAGCAAGCUGCGAGGCGCGAAAAGAUCAAGAUCGUCAAUCAGCAAUGGCUCUUGAAUUCCAUGAGCAAAUGGCAAAAAGAGGACGAGGAGCCCUACCUUGUACAUGUUUCUGAUGCCGAUCGUAAUCGGGGACCAAAUGAACCUGGAUCAAGUCCACCAUCGGAGCCUCAUGACACUGAUGACAGUGAAAUGGAUGAAGAGAGUGGAAGUGACGAAGAGACUGCCAGUAUACCUGCUAGCCAAGAGGAGAUGACAGAUCUAGAGAACGUCAUGCCCGAAGAAUACGAGGAAGGAAAAUCUCCUGUAGACAACCUACAAACUUUCGAUUGGGGAGGAGUUGAUGAUGAGCUCGCUGAAUUUAUGGACGGCGAGUCGGAUUCUGACAACGUCAGUGAAACGGGUAGCGAGACUAGCAAUAGCAGUCAACGAAGUGCCAAAACAGGAGAUAAACGCAAAUAUUCCUCAAAUCAAGACGGUGAGGAAGAAGAUAGCGAUGAGGAAAGCACGUUGGCUAAGAAGCAACGUAUAGCUAACAAUCGUACCACUGGGCUCAAGACGGUCAAGACACCAAACAGCGAAGCAAGUAGUCUCCCUACACCAGGCGACACGGUCGACGGAGAGCUUAACAAGAGCUCAAAUCAGGAAAACGGAGAUGACGGCGAUGAUGAAGAUUUCGACGAUGAUCUUGAAAGGGAAUUAAUGGAAGAGUUAGAACGAGGGGAAGCUGAAGAAGAGGCAGAGGAAAGGGCUAAUGGAGAAGCCGGUGGUGGUGGCUGA
Molecule: messenger RNA, 2562 nt
Organism: Glarea lozoyensis ATCC 20868
Lineage: Eukaryota; Fungi; Ascomycota; Leotiomycetes; Helotiales; Helotiaceae
Product: HAD-like protein
Exons: 4
Coding region: 1-2562 (853 amino acids)
Cellular component (GO): nucleus
Molecular function (GO): RNA polymerase II CTD heptapeptide repeat phosphatase activity
Source: RefSeq, a predicted model, not a curated record